ACGCAUUUAGUGUGUUUGCUGAGACCGAGGCUUGCAGUUGAGAACGAAGCGUUCAGCCGAAGUUGAAAAGUGCAUUUCGAUUAAAAUUUCAUUCUACUUGCUUAUAACUUUAAAUAACUGCGAAUCAUAACCAUGAAAGUGGAAAGGCAUAAACUUUUGAUCGCCUCUGUGGCGGCGAUGCUGUUUGGCGUGAUUUUCGGUUGGGUCGGUUUUCCGAAAAUACUCAAAAUGAUGAUUAAAAAGCAAGUUUCGCUUAAACCCGGCACCGAAAUACGCGAUCUCUGGACACAGACGCCAUUCCCACUACACUUCUAUAUUUACGUUUUCAACAUUACCAAUCCGGAUGAGGUGAUGAACGGUGAAAAGCCCAAUUUACAAGAAAUCGGCCCAUUUGUUUUCGAUGAAUGGAAGGAUAAGUACGAUCUGGCCGAUGAUCCAUUGGAAGAUUCGAUCUCGUUCAAUAUGCGCAACACAUUUUAUUUCAACGAAAAGGAUUCAAAAGGACUAACCGGUGAAGAGCUCAUAACAAUUCCACAUCCGUUGCUUGUGCCGAUCUCCGUGGUUGUGCAGCGCGAUCGUGCCGCCAUGUUGGAUCUCGUCGCCAAAGCUAUAAAUAUUGUGUUCGCCGGGCAGAAAGCAGUAAUCACAGUUAAAUUUAUGGAUGUAUUCUUUCGGGGACUUUAUGUGGACUGUUCGUCCACGGAAUUUGCCGCUAAAGCGCUCUGCACGGCUUUCUACACGGGUGAGGUGAAACAAGCGAAACAAGUGAAUUCAACACAUUUUCUAUUCUCGUUUAUGGCCAAUAACAAUCACACCGACGGCGGUCGCUUUACCGUCUGUCGUGGCGUCAAAAAUGUGAGCAAGCUUGGCAAAGUCAUACGUUUUGGUGAUGAGCCCACAUUGGAUGUAUGGGGCGGCGAAGAGUGUAACGAAUUUAUCGGCACAGAUUCGACAAUUUUCGCACCAUUCAUGACCAAAGAGCAAGGCUUAUGGGCUUUCACGCCCGAUGUAUGCCGCUCCUUCGGCGCCACCUACAAACGUAAGUCCUCAUAUCAUGGCAUGCCAGCAAUGCGCUAUCACAUGGACUUGGGUGACAUAAAGGCAGAUCCGAGCUUGCAUUGCUUCUGCGACGAUCCGGAGGAUGUUGACUCUUGUCCGCCCAAAGGCACUAUGAAUUUAGAACCUUGUGUUGGUGCUCCAAUCAUGGCAUCGAUGCCACACUUUUUUAAUGCGGAUCCCAAACUGCUAGAGGAAGUGAACGGUUUAAGUCCGAAUGAGAAGGAUCACGCGGUGUUCAUUGAUUUCGAAUUGACCUCUGGCACGCCUUUUCAAGCCGCCAAACGUUUGCAGUUCAACAUGGACAUGGAGCCGGUUGAGAAAAUUGAACCCACCAAGAAUUUGCGUAAAAUGAUUUUUCCACUAUUUUGGAUUGAGGAGGGCGUGGCACUAAAUAAGACCUUCACAAACAUGCUAAAAUAUACAUUAUUUCUUGGUCUAAAAUUCAAUUCUGCGUUGCGUUGGUCGCUCAUCACCAUGGCUUUGGUCGGUCUCAUGUCCACCUGUUAUUUGUAUUACAAGAAGAGCGAUAGCUUAGAUAUCACUGUGCCACCGAAAGCUAUAAAGGAGCUCGCCAAUAAAGUGGAGGAUGUAAAGCCAUUGCCACCCGAAGAUAAAAAGCCCGUACCACCUAUUGCACAGGCUGAUCUCUCGAACCGUCGUGAUGCGAUGGAUAGAUUUUAGUUUUAUUGAUAAAAAGUUGUAAUUUUUUUAUGAUAAGCACAUUUUAUUCACAAAUCUCUCUCUGGAGAUAAUGAUCUUAAGACACAUACAUACAUACAAAAUAAAUAAAAUAAAGUAGUGAUUUUUUUGGUUUAGUCAACAAA
This is a messenger RNA of Bactrocera neohumeralis, 1883 nucleotides long. RefSeq names its product sensory neuron membrane protein 1 (gene Snmp1). Gene Ontology annotation, molecular function: scavenger receptor activity. Bases 133 to 1740 code for a protein of 535 amino acids. The transcript is spliced from 8 exons. Gene Ontology annotation, cellular component: membrane; cytoplasm. The record is from RefSeq and is a predicted model, not a curated record. NCBI's taxonomy places the organism in Eukaryota, Metazoa, Arthropoda, Insecta, Diptera, Tephritidae.